AUGCCAUAUAACAGUUUUGACCAAAGUUCCGGAAUAGGCCUAACCUCAAAUGGAGAAAAGUUAAAAAGCAAUAGACGACACCUGUGGAAGAUAGUACUUGUAGCGCUCGUUUUAAUUGUUGCUGGCGGUGCAUCGGUUUACUUUUUUGUCAUCAAAAACAAACCUCAAAACGCUAAUGUAGUCACAGACGACCAGUCAAAUGACAAUCCUUCAUCCUCUAGCAAUUCUACUAGCCCAUCCCAAAAUUCGACCGACCCAAACAACGGGCAGAACCUUUUUGAUGAUUCACAUGCUCCAAACAACUAUACACCCCCGAUAGACCAGCCUUUCCCUUACGGCAAGCAAGCAAUUCGUGGUGUCAACCUCGGCGGAUGGCUUGUCCUCGAACCAUUCAUCACCCCAUCCUUGUUUACUACUCCAGGAGUUAUUGACGAAUGGACUCUUUGUGCUUCUCUUGGUCCAACAAAAGCGAAAGACGUCAUGGAUAACCAUUAUUCUACUUUUUAUACCGAGGAUGAUUUUAAGCAGAUUGCUAGCUACGGUUUAAAUUUUGUAAGAAUUCCGGUUGGAUACUGGGCCGUCGAUAUAGUAGCCGGCGAACCAUAUGUACCAGAUUUAAGUUGGACUUAUUUGCUGAAGGGGAUUAAUUGGGCUAGAAAAUACGGAUUGAGAGUGUUGCUAGACUUGCACGCAGUUCCCGGAAGUCAGAAUGGAUGGAAUCAUAGCGGCAAACAAGGAACUAUCGACUGGCUUAGUGGACCUGAUGGCCCGGCAAACGCUCAACGAUCACUACUUAUUAUCCAAAAACUGGCAACGUUCUUCAGUGAUCCCAAGUACAUGCACGUUGUCCCUUUCUUUGGAGCACUCAAUGAGCCGAGAAUAAAUUUCGGUGGUCUCCAGCAAAAUGCUGUACAGAACUGGUACUUACAGGCUUAUAAGACAAUUAGAAAUACGAAUGUUACUGAAGACUGGAGGCCAUGGAUAGUAUUUCAUGAUGGAUUCGUUGGAUUUAAUACUUGGACUGGAUUAAAAGGGCUUGAUAGAGUUAUUCUUGACACCCAUAGCUACAUCGCGUUUGACCCCAAUUUGUCUAAACUUCCACCAACCUCUCAAAUCGUCUUCCCAUGCGCUAAAUGGGGUCCUCUUCUUCAAACCGCCAACCAAGUAGUACCUUUCGCUAUCACUGGAGAAUGGUCUGUAUCGACUAACGAUUGUGCAACAUUUCUAAACGGCGUAGAUGGCAAGCCAAGCUAUGAAGGUUCCUGUCCGACAUGCACGUGCACCGGUGCCCUUGAUUAUAAAAACUAUAGCGCUCAGACAAAAGAUUUCAUGAAACAAUUUUUCCUUGCUCAAGUUGAUGCGUUUGAGAUGGGAGGAGGUUGGUUUUUUUGGACUUGGAAGACUGAGAAUCAUGUUAAUCCUACUUGGGAUUAUCAACUUGGAGUGGAACAAGGGUGGAUUCCGCAAGAUCUCCAAAACCGUCAAGUAACAUGUGCAGGACUAAAGGCGCAAUAUCCAGACGCAUUCGCUUCUCUCGCAUAA
Molecule: messenger RNA, 1542 nt
Organism: Paraglomus occultum
Lineage: Eukaryota; Fungi; Glomeromycota; Glomeromycetes; Paraglomerales; Paraglomeraceae
Source: the annotation of a GenBank genome assembly